AUGCAGAUAAUGUUGGGAAACCAAACAGAAGUCGUGGAAUUUGUAAUACUUGGGUUUUCAGAUCUUCAUCUGUUUCAGAUACCAGUCUUCUUGCUGUUCACCAUGAUUUACAUAGCAACAGUAGCUGGAAAUAUUCUCCUAAUCGUCUUGGUAUUAUUUAGCCAUCCUCUACAUAGUCCUAUGUAUUUCUUCCUCAGUCAUCUUUCAGCAUGUGACGUUUUAAUCAGCACAAAUGUUGUCCCCAACGCACUCCAGACUUUACUAAAUGGCUUCACCUAUAUGUCAGUUCACAGAUGCUUUGUCCAAUUGUAUUUUUUUGGUGCUUCAGCAAUCAUAGAAUGUUGUCUCCUCUCUGUGAUGUCCUACGAUCGGUAUUUGGCCAUCUGUAACCCGUUGCGCUAUUCCUCAAUCAUGGCUUUCCGUCUUCAUUAUUAUCUUGCUACAUGGUCUUGGUCAAUGGGUUUUAUGGUGGCAAUUAUCACCAUUUUCCUUCUGCUUGAAGUAAAAUUUUGUGGUCCGAACGUCAUUGACCAUUUCUUUUGCGACCUUUCUCCUCUGUUGGGGAUCUCCUGUUCAGAUUCAUCUGCUGUGGAAAUAGCUGUGUCCUUAGUGGCUGGGAUAGUAGGCCUCUUACAGUUUUUGUUCGUUUUUGUUACUUACAUUUGCAUCUUCAAUGCCAUCCUCCGAAUUUCAACCGAAUCUGGGAGAAAGAGGGCCUUUUCCACCUGCAGUGCUCAUUUGUCUGUUGUAUGCACGUAUUAUGGAUCACUUAUUUCUGUUAAUAUAGUACCAUCCAAAGGGUACUCUUUAAAUAUAAAGAAAGCUUUAUCAGUUCUAAACACUGUGUUGACCCCGUUAUUUAACCCCAUCAUCUACAGCUUGAGGAACAAAGACAUACAGGAAGCCCUACGCCAAGUCAUGUUUUCAAGAAGACAUUUAAAAAAGAGUUAACAUUCAGUUAUAAGAUAUAACUCAAGCUAAAUAUUUUAUUCAUAUGUACUUAAUGGAUCUUUUUAAAGUUCUAAAGUAAUGUUUUUUAUAUAAAGUGAUUGUUGACAAAUAAUAAUUUUAGGGUGGAGCGAU
This is a messenger RNA of Rana temporaria (common frog), 1083 nucleotides long. Its product is annotated as olfactory receptor 6F1-like. Gene Ontology annotation, cellular component: membrane. The record is from RefSeq and is a predicted model, not a curated record. The coding region runs from base 1 to 951 and encodes 316 amino acids. Gene Ontology annotation, biological process: G protein-coupled receptor signaling pathway. The transcript has a single exon. Lineage: Eukaryota; Metazoa; Chordata; Amphibia; Anura; Ranidae. Gene Ontology annotation, molecular function: olfactory receptor activity; G protein-coupled receptor activity.